AACGUCAACUGCGGCAAAUAUAAAUUUCAGUUAUUACAUUUUGUAAAAUCAUGAUUUAAAUUUACACAAAGUAAGUUUAUAGCUUUGCAGGAUAAUUUUAUAAAAUUACAGUAUAAUGUCCCAAUGUGCUAAUAUAUUAUUCCUCGACUAUGCCAGACAAGACGAAAUUGACACGUUCUAUGAAGCAUGCCAACGACAGAGAGAUUACUACAGGGGUUAUCCUAAAGCGUAUCACCCUCUAACAUACUUCACGGAAGCAGUUUACGCAUUCCAGUGUCCACCAGAAAUGUCGCACGUCUACCUAAAAUUCCCGAUGUUCCACGUGAAGUACAAGCAGCCAGUUAUGUUGCCACCUAGCACUGGCCGCACUAGCGGUAUCCCCGCGGCUCCGGACCGCACCCUCGCCGGCCGUUACAAUAAAGCUGCUUGCAAAGCUUUCACCAGAUAAACUACCUACUUCUUCAACUGAACAUUUAAACUAUAUACCUACCUUCUUUUACAUGAAAUAUAAAUUGCUAAAUCUCGCGCCCGCAGCGGGUAAUGAAACCCUCUCGAAGCGGCUUUGCGAUGCUGGAACCUCUAAGAUGAAAUUCACGCACGUUGCCUCAAAUAGAAAAAUCUUGCAUCGUGUCAAAAAAGUUUUAUCGCAUUGCGCCCGUGAUAUACAAACCGACGAAGCAAUUUAUUCCCGCUGUAUAUCUCGGGCGAAUUUAAGUCGUGUGAUUCACACGAGGGAGAGUAGAACCAUUGCCCGUGACAGCGACUCUGCGACGAACUCAAACACCUAAUUUAUAAACUCCAGGAUUCAAAACUUUAAUAAUAUUUUUUUCAGGAAUUAGCCUGUUUUGAUAACAUCUAAUUAUUGAAUAAACACCCUCCUUUAACAUUAACUGACUUUCAAUAAUAACCUGUUUAUAUAAAAGAAUUUGCCUU
Molecule: messenger RNA, 933 nt
Organism: Pectinophora gossypiella (pink bollworm)
Lineage: Eukaryota; Metazoa; Arthropoda; Insecta; Lepidoptera; Gelechiidae
Exons: 3
Coding region: 116-448 (110 amino acids)
Source: RefSeq, a predicted model, not a curated record